Molecule: messenger RNA, 601 nt
Organism: Dicrocoelium dendriticum
Lineage: Eukaryota; Metazoa; Platyhelminthes; Trematoda; Plagiorchiida; Dicrocoeliidae
Source: the annotation of a GenBank genome assembly
CUUCGAUCCUGGUUGACACGCAAUUCUAUUUGACGCUGUUCUGGCUCUUCCGUUGUUUGUUUUGACUUUAUACGAAAAAGCUUAAGUGCGUGUUUCAUAGUUGAGGAACGCUACGCAAUUGUAAAUAGAUUUUGCUAUGGCCAGGAGGCGUAACGUUUCCGCUGAAGAAUCCGAUGCACAGAAGACCACUUGCUUUGCAACUCCCACCGUCUAUCAUGCAGCUAUCGUCAUAUUUCUUGAAUUUUUUGCCUUCGGUCUUCUUACUACUCCGAUGAUAUCCGUUCUUGAUGAAACCUUCCCCAAGCACACCUUUCUUAUGAACGGAAUAAUCCAAGGCGUAAAAGGCUUCCUUUCGUUUCUCAGCGCACCUUUAUUGGGUGCUCUUUCUGAUGCCAUUGGACGGAAACCUUUUCUCCUCUUGACUGUUACGUUCACAUGUUCCCCGAUCCCUCUAAUGAAAAUUAGUCACUGGUGGUACUUUACAAUGAUCAGCAUUUCUGGCGUUUUCGCGGUCACGUUUUCAGUGGUGCUAGCUUAUGUUGCCGAUAUAACCACUGAGGAGGAAAGGAGUUGGGGUUAUGGGCUGGUGAGCGCUACUUUU